This is a messenger RNA of Cercopithifilaria johnstoni, 741 nucleotides long. NCBI's taxonomy places the organism in Eukaryota, Metazoa, Nematoda, Chromadorea, Rhabditida, Onchocercidae. The record is from the annotation of a GenBank genome assembly.
ACAAUCAUUCGAGACAAAGAAAACGAAUUGACAAACGUACGAGCAACGAUGGAACAAAAUGAAGAGAUUGUCGUAAAAGUUUAUAUGGAAAAGGAAAGACUUUGGAAAGAACAACUUGCUGAUCUCAAGCAAAAGUUGCAGGCAAGCCAACAAGGAGAAAACGCACUACGGCAACAAAUUCAACGAUGUAACGAAGAACGAGAACAAUUCCGAGUUACAAUACAGAAUCUUACCAGUGAUAAGCAAGGAUUGCAACGCAAGUGUUUGCAAAUAGAACGUGAAUUGUUCCAACUGCGUGAAUCUUUCGAUGAACUCAUCCGAAAUCGUGAUGAAACUGCCUGCGGUCGAUGUCGUAAACGUAUUACAUGUGAUGUUACUGCAGCAAAUGCCAAUAACAGUACUGCAGACAAACGUGUUAAACCUCCACUGCCAACUCCACGAUAUUCCAAGGAAUCGUCGUCAGAACGUGAAUUACGUGGUGAAGUCGAAGAGCUAAGAGAAGAAGUGUCAACUUUGCGUGAUACACUUAAUGAACAAAUUAGUCGCUUUACUGACGAAAGGAAACGCUGGGAAGAAGAACGAAUUAAGAUCUUGAAGUCCAGUAACUCACCAUCAAAUCGACUGGGUUUCUUGUCGACGAAUGAUUCUUCGUCGGCGGAUAUAACUCCUGAAUUAUCCAAAGACUUGAAAAUUCUAACCGAUGGUAAAUCAUACAUUGUUAGCCAUGAUCGCCUAAUUUGA